Molecule: messenger RNA, 594 nt
Organism: Cercopithifilaria johnstoni
Lineage: Eukaryota; Metazoa; Nematoda; Chromadorea; Rhabditida; Onchocercidae
Source: the annotation of a GenBank genome assembly
AUGGCACCUUCAACAUCAAAGAAAUCCAUUGAAUCAGAUAAGGGAAAAAAGGAGAAAGAAAUAGAGCUUGGAUUAGAAAUAGCUCAGCUAAAAUUACGAAUUAGAGAGCGUGAUCGAAUAAUAUUUGAUUUGGAAGAACAGAUCCGAGGCAAAGAUGCUAUUAUUAUUGAUAGGUGUCAAAUUAUCGAACGCCUUGAGCAAUCACAUUUUGAGCGAUUUUCACCUGAUCAGGACUCUUUGGAUGAAACAUCAGAAAAUACCGUUCGAUGUGUAAAUGUGAAUGAGAGUGAUGAUUUGAAAACGGAAGCACAAGAAGUACAAUUACUGGAAGAAUUAGAAGAAGAACGAAAAUCCAAAGUGAAACUUAUGGAGCAAAAUGAACUUCUGCUACAUCAAUGGGAUGAAGCAUUAGCUUAUGUUGAACAGGUACAAAAGAUGCUCCAAGCUGAACUAAAACGCUCCAAUACACUUAUUGAUGAAAAUGCAAUCCUUCGAAAGCGUAUCAAUGAAACAGUGGUCAUUUCUAAAAGUGGUAUAAAAUUUAUCGCACUUCUGCUUGUUCUAUCCAGUCUUUACCUAUAUUCUUGGAGUUAG